Cantharellus anzutake is the source of this 972-nucleotide messenger RNA. RefSeq lists its product as uncharacterized. NCBI's taxonomy places the organism in Eukaryota, Fungi, Basidiomycota, Agaricomycetes, Cantharellales, Hydnaceae. The transcript has a single exon. The record is from RefSeq and is a predicted model, not a curated record. Bases 149 to 499 code for a protein of 116 amino acids.
GGCAACCUACCGAAGUCGAACAAAGCAGAAGGGCAUAUUCAAAGUGUCAUACCAUCGCAAUCAUGGCCCAAAAACCCGUGAGGAGAUCAGGGACAGCAUUUGCAAUUACACCCAACCCUGCGCUCCAUACCGAUCACAAGUUCACCCAAUGAAUUCUGGGUUCAACUCUGGACCGGGCGUUCAAUCCGUCCUUGGCCCUGUCUGCGCACCACACACACACCUGCGCGCCCUGGACCACGGAGCCAUCGACCCACGACAUCGGCAGAGUGGGGUCGCGCCAGGGAUACCGCAGCCAAGCGGUUGGUGGAAUGGAGACACGCCUCAUCCAAUUGCCAGUAUGCCGCCCCCGCUAGGACAUGCCGGGGAUUAUGGCCGCCCAGGAUGGCCGCCCAACGCUGUCGGAUGCUUGCCCACCCAAAGCCAUCGCAAAUCUGUGAGUUUCUCUGCUCUGUGCAUGGAUCUAUUCACUGAUAGGCAACUCUGUCGGUCAGGAUGGUGAUAACAUCAUGACCGUCCACGGUCGAAGACCCAACACUUAUGGCGCCAUUGGCACGCCUGUCCCAAAGAGAGGGUGAACAAUGGGCGCGUUCUGCCAUCGACCGCAGAGAGAACACUUUGCACAUCCAUGGCCGAGUUACCGCAGGCUAUCAACCACUCCAAUGGCUCUCCUAAGGACUGUCCAGUUAUUGGCUUGUUCAGGUUCCCCUCCGGGUGUUUGUCACGCUGGCAUUUUACGAGGCUCUUGUUCGAGAUUGUUGAUUUCCUUAGUUCGAGCUGUGCGUUUGAGAAAGUUCCGCGUUCCUGUGUAUCAUAGCGUCAAAAACCGCUCGUAUCUGCAAACCCAGCUCACAGAUCACUGCCAGGAGUUUGGAUGAAGCAUCGCGCGCGUGUCGGUAAAGAACACGUUAUUUCAUUCUGCUCUUCUCAUUAUAACGGUUGUGAGCAAAAAUCACUCACUGAUCGCUGCAUCUG